Hemicordylus capensis (graceful crag lizard) is the source of this 966-nucleotide messenger RNA. RefSeq names its product olfactory receptor 1009-like. Gene Ontology annotation, molecular function: odorant binding; olfactory receptor activity; G protein-coupled receptor activity. The coding region runs from base 1 to 966 and encodes 321 amino acids. Gene Ontology annotation, cellular component: membrane. The transcript has a single exon. NCBI's taxonomy places the organism in Eukaryota, Metazoa, Chordata, Lepidosauria, Squamata, Cordylidae. Gene Ontology annotation, biological process: sensory perception of smell; G protein-coupled receptor signaling pathway. The record is from RefSeq and is a predicted model, not a curated record.
AUGACAGAAGGAAACAGCAGCUCCGAGUUCAGUGAGUUCAUAUUUGUAGAUUUAACAAGCAAUCCUACACUUCAGAUCACCCUCUUUUUGGUGUUCCUUGCUGUUUAUAUGAGCACUUUGGUGGCAAAUCUGGGAAUGAUUGCCUUAAUAAAGGUCAGUCCCCGCCUUCACACCCCAAUGUACUUCUUUCUUAGCAACCUCUCCUUCCUGGAUGUAUGCUUCUCCUCUGUGGUUGCCACUAAGAUGUUAGUGAACAUUUUAGCAGAUAAGAAAACCAUUUCCCUCAAUGGAUGUGCGAUACAGAUGUACUUUGUAAUAGGCCUUGGAAGUACAGAGUGCUUUCUCCUGAGUGCAAUGGCAUAUGACCGCUAUGUAGCUAUCUGUAAGCCACUGUUGUACCCUGUCCUCAUGUGUUCUAAAGUUUGCAUUCUUUUGGUGAUUGGGUCAUAUAUUCUUGGGCUUUUCCAUUCUCUCAUUCAUACAGUUUUUACCUUCAGAUUGUCAUUCUGUGGAUCUAAUGAAAUCAAUCAUGUAUAUUGUGAUAUCACUGCACUUUUAUCACUCUCCUGUUCUGAUACCCACAUCAAUGAACUCCUGAUCUUUUAUGAGGCUGGUCUUGUGGAAGCAACCACCAUUUUGAGUGUCUUCAUUUCUUAUGUCUAUAUUCUCAUCAGUAUUGGGAGGAUCAGCUCAGCUUCAGGCAGGCUGAAAGCAUUCUCAACUUGUACUGCCCACCUGACUUCUGUCACUGUCUUUCAUGGGGCAAUUCUCAUUUUGCAUUUCCGGCCAAAGUCUAGUGGUGGAUCCUCCAUCCAAGAUGCGAGUGACAAAGUUCUUGCCAUUUUCUACACAAUUGUAAUUCCUCUGCUGAACCCCUUGAUUUACAGCUUGAGAAACACGGAGGUGAAGGAUGCCUUGGGAGCUGUUUAUAGUAAGGUUUGUGACAAAAUGAUGAACAAGAACUAA